This is a messenger RNA of Linum trigynum, 2612 nucleotides long. NCBI's taxonomy places the organism in Eukaryota, Viridiplantae, Streptophyta, Magnoliopsida, Malpighiales, Linaceae. The record is from the annotation of a GenBank genome assembly.
UCUCAAUCUCUAAAUUCUACCAUAUAUAAUCUUGUACUCUUGUUCGCUCCAAAAAUGUUGUUUUAGGGUUUUAGGACUUCGUCACUUUACUGACAGCAUCGCCGCAGUGAUGGAGGAGGCCGCCGCGAACUCGUCGUCUUCCCCCGCAGCUCCGAUGUGCUGGAGCACUAUCUUGAAGAUCCAGCCACCGGCGCCGGCGCCGAAACCACAGAGCUCUACCAGCGCGAGCCAGAUGUUCGUCGAGAGCUGCAAGUCGACCAAAGGGAUUUCUGUGGCUGUUAUCGAUGCCAAUGCGGUGAUCGAAGGCGGAGAGAGGCUUCAUCACCUGGCCGACAAGUUCGUCACCGUCCCUGAAGUUCUCGAUGAAAUUCGUGAUCCCGUUUCUCGCCACCGCCUUGCUUUGAUUCCCUUCACUAUUGAAUCAAUAGAGCCGACCCCUGAAGCACUCAACAAAGUGGUCAAGUUUGCUAAGGCAACUGGUGACUUGCGGACUCUGUCGGAUGUUGAUCUUAAACUCAUUGCCCUAACAUACUCCUUGGAGGGACAGAUACACGGGACUCAACAUCUUAGAGAUGCACCGCCGCCUGUCCAUACAGUUAAUGUGAAAAGGUUGCCUGAGAAGGAAAUGCCUGGAUGGGGCUCUAAUGUUCCUAAUUUGAAAGAGUGGGAGGCAAUAGAAAAUGAAUCUGGUGAUGGUACAAACUCGAACUCGAGAAUUCUGCCCUUGAAAGAUGUAGACUUGAACACUAUUGUAAUAGACGAUGACAAAUCUGAGGCUGACACUGCAACUACUAGAGGAGAUGAUGACAAGCAUUCGGAGAAUCAUGAUGAUGUUGAGGAUGGUAGGCUGACGCACAGAAGAUACCCAUCGCAGAAAAAAGAAGUAAAAAUUGAAGGGAAGAAGAUGGUUGCAGAUGGUAUUGAUGCAUCUCACGGGCAAGUUGAUGAUAAUGCUGGUGAUUGGUUGCCUGCUGUUAGUAAGAGUACUCAUAGAAAGUAUCUUAGAAGGAAAGCUAAAUGGGAGUACUAUGAAGCUUUAUCUGAGAAAGAGAGUCAGCAAGAUAUGGAGGGACAAUUGGCUGAUGACAGUAUGAAAGAAAGAAGUGACACUGAUCAGCUUCUGAAUCAAGGGUUGGAAGCAGAUGCUGCAAAUGAAGCCUCGAAGAAGGAGAAGGUUGAAAAAGUGAAUAAUGGAGAUGAAAACCUGAACUCAAUCCUUAAACAAAUGAGUUUGGAUGAAGAUUCAGUGGAGACCCAUCAGGAAGGGAAUGACAAAAACAAUGGUUCGAGAGGCAAUGGCGAUGAACGUGCACAUCUCUCCGGAGGUGAAAAUGAUGUUGCAAAUGCAGUAGAUGAUGGGUUGGAGAAUUUGAGUGAGACACAUGAAAGUUGUGAUACUCAUUGUGAGGAUGAUGAUAGUAGUGAGCAAAGUUGGAUGCUUAGAUCCUUGUCAGAGUCAAGUGUAGCUUGUGUUACUGGUGACUUUGCUAUGCAGAAUGUUCUCCUGCAAAUAGGUUUGCGACUUCUGGCUCCCGGAGGAAUGCAAAUUCGGCAGCUUCACAGAUGGAUUCUGAAAUGCCAUGCAUGCUUCACUGUGACUUGUGAAAUCGGAAGGCUCUUCUGUCCCAGAUGUGGAAAUGGUGGCACACUGAGAAAAGUAGCAGUUACAGUUGGUGAGAAUGGGGUAGUUCUAGCAGCACGUCGCCCUCGUAUCACACUGCGUGGUACAAAGUUUUCCUUGCCUUUACCACAAGGUGGAAGGGACGCCAUUACUAAGAACCCAAUUCUGCGUGAAGAUCAAAUCCCACAAAAGUACCUUCGCCCUAAGACGAAGAAGAAAAGUAAUAAUAAGGACGACGACUUCUUUGUUGGUGCAGGUGACAUCUUCAGCCAUGUUGACAAAAGGUCUGCUUACAAGCCACCUGUAGGAAAAGCGUUUACAGCUUAUGGUGGACGGAGGAAUCCUAAUGACAAUCACUACUCCCGCCAAAAGCACUGAUUUGUGGUUGACAUUCUUAGUUUUAGCUCUCUCCCCUGGAACAAGAGCUGUUUCAGUUUACGAUCCUUUGGCGUGUGACUAGUUAUGUCUCAUUACAUAUCUCUGGUUCUGCUGGUGAAUCAAAUCCCAAUUUUGAGUCAUUUCUGAUUUGCUCGUGUAAUAGCUUCUAAGAAUAUGCACCUGGUAAAAAAAAUUAUAUGGUUUGAACUGCACACCCGACGAACUUUGUCUUCCUCUACUCUCUCGCGUCCCUGUACUAGAGAAAUCCAGUUUCGACACUGGCAGAUUUCCAUAGACACCGGCUUUCCAUCGGCCUCCCCACGCGAAGACACAGCAGCGACUCUCGAUUGAAGAGUUAUCCUGCGAACAGUAGUUGGCAACUGCCGGGAAAAUUGUCAUCGAUGUCAGCUGCAGCAGGCUUCGACGGUGGUGAGAUGCCCAACUUCUGGAUCGAUCAGCGUCCUUCGGUCGAUCUAUCCUCUUUUCCUCGAAGUAUUUCUUGCACCUGAUUCUUGCCCCAUUUUCGUUUUUCUGCAAAUAGUCUGGGAUUCCUAAUUUUGAAUUCUAACCUCCUAAUUGCUUCUGUUUUCGUCAAUCAAUUCUGUGCUAUGGG